AUGAUAAGUUUUGGAUUUUUCUCUCCAAAUACUUAUAAUGACCAACAGUCAAUGUCACGUUAUCUAAGAACAUUAAGCAUAAUGGUUUCGACUCUAUUUUUUGCCAUCUUUUUAUUAGUAAAUGUCUCUUCUUGUUUGUGUUUUGUUCCUAUUAGAAAUAAUACUUCAAAAGAAAGUUUCGCGCCUGCUUUGGCAACUUGGUAUGGGGAUGAAACCGGUGCCGGAAGUGGAGGUGCAUGUGGAUGGGGAGACAAUGUGCAGGAUCCUCCAUUGUCAGCAAUGAUAUCUGCAGGAAAUGCCAACAUUUUUUUGAAUGGAAAAGGUUGCGGACAUUGCUAUCAGAUUGUAUGUAACACACCACCAUACUGCUCUGGAAAGCCAAUUACCGUGACAAUCAGUGAUGAAUGUCCGGGGGCAUGUAACGAUGUGCCAUUUCAUUUUGAUUUAAGUGGAACUGCUUUUGGUGCCAUGGCGAAUCCUGGUCAUGAUCACGAUUUAAGAAACCUUGGACAAGUUAUGGUGCAAUACAAAAGGGUGCCAUGUAACUACGGGGGCACGAAGAUCGCCUUCAACGUUGACAAAAGUUGCAACCAAUACUGGUUCGCGGUAGCGCUAGAGUAUGCAGAUGGGGAUGGUGGUUUUAGAUCUGUUGACAUAGCAGCAAAUGGUGGAACUAAAUUUGUUCCCAUGGAUAACUUAUGGGGUGCACUUUGGAAAGUUGACAUUGACCAAUCUUUUAAAGGUCCAUAUUCUUUCAGGCUCACCUCUGAGGAUGGGAAAACAAUUGUAGCCAAAAAUGUGAUUCCACAUGAUUUUACAGAUGGUCAAAAGUAUACAUCACAAGUAAAUUUUAGUUAG
This is a messenger RNA of Erigeron canadensis, 858 nucleotides long. RefSeq names its product expansin-B4-like. The record is from RefSeq and is a predicted model, not a curated record. Gene Ontology annotation, biological process: sexual reproduction. Gene Ontology annotation, cellular component: extracellular region. The transcript has 5 exons. Bases 1 to 858 code for a protein of 285 amino acids. Lineage: Eukaryota; Viridiplantae; Streptophyta; Magnoliopsida; Asterales; Asteraceae.